Molecule: messenger RNA, 3752 nt
Organism: Hippocampus zosterae (dwarf seahorse)
Lineage: Eukaryota; Metazoa; Chordata; Actinopteri; Syngnathiformes; Syngnathidae
Gene: ldlrb
Product: low density lipoprotein receptor b
Exons: 18
Coding region: 139-2724 (861 amino acids)
Molecular function (GO): calcium ion binding; protein binding
Source: RefSeq, a predicted model, not a curated record
UUGCUGCUUACGCGCCGCCGCCGCCAAACACCAGAGUCCCCCCGCUGCAGUGUACCGGUAUCCUCGCCCCGUCCUCCAUUGGAAGCACCAGUGACAUUUCGCCUCGUUCGAGUGGAGAAUAACUAGCGAGUGUCGGAUAUGUGGCGACUGUGCACGUGCCUCCUGAUGCUUAUUAAUUGCUCGGCAAUAACGGCAUAUGAAUGCAGUUCCACUCAGAUCAAGUGUGCGAACAGCCGUUGCAUCACCCGCAGGUGGGUUUGUGACGGCACUGACGACUGUGGCGAUGGAACCGACGAACUGCCAGAAACCUGCGAGGCCAGAAAGUGUCUAGCGUCAGAGUUUAGCUGUGGUGCCCCCCAGCAUGUGUGUGUACCGCAGAGCUGGCACUGUGACGGCAAAGCGGACUGUGAAAACGGCACGGACGAGGAAAACUGCAUGGCAAAGGAGUGCACGGCCCAACAGUUUCGCUGUGCUUCCGGCGAGUGCAUCUCCGCUAGCUUCGUGUGCGAUCACGACAACGACUGCCCGGAUAGCUCCGACGAAGCUUCCUGUCCGAAACCCACCUGUAGCCCGCUCACCUUCCAGUGCAACAACACGGCGUGCGUUUCCAAUAUCUGGCUCUGCGACGGCGACAAAGACUGCAGCGAUGGCUCGGACGAGUGGCCGGAGAACUGUGCCGACAAGCAGCCCCGCAAGGAGGUUGUGGCUUGUCGGGAUCACGAGUUCCAGUGUGCUGAUGGAGAGUGCAUUAACGGGGGGUGGCGCUGCGACGGGAGCGCCGAGUGUUACGAUCACUCGGAUGAAGUCAACUGCACUCAUCCCACCUGUUCCCCAGAUGAGUUCCAGUGUAGCGACGGCACUUGUAUCCACGGCAGCCGUCAGUGCGACAAAGUGCAUGAUUGCCCAGACUCCAGCGAUGAGAUCGACUGCCAUGCAGAAAACGUGUGCGAUGGCCCCGCUCAGUUCAAGUGUAGCAGCGGCGAGUGCAUCAGCAUGGCCAAGGUGUGCGACAAGCAGAGAGACUGUCGAGACAGUUCAGAUGAACCAGUCAGACAGUGUGGUCGCAACGAGUGCUUGGUCGGGAAUGGCGGAUGCUCCCACGGUUGCAUCGAUCAGAAGCUCGGCUACAGCUGCUCCUGCCCUGUUGGGUAUACAUUGAAGGCAGACAAAAGAGGUUGUGAAGACAUCGACGAAUGUGCAGAGCCCGACAUUUGCAGUCAGAUUUGCAUCAACGAGCCCGGCAGCUACAAGUGUGAUUGUAAAGACGGCUAUGAGAUUGACCCUGUCAGCAAGAAGUGCAAAGCUGUUUCAGGCACCACGCCCACACUUUACUUCACUAAUAGGCAUGAUGUGAGGAAGGUGACGGUGGAUCGCAGUGAGUACAUGCGUGUGGUGAGUGGGCUGAAGAACGCCGUGGCUCUGGACAUGGACAUGCCAAACAAGGUCAUCUUCUGGUCCGACCUUUCGCUCAAGAAAAUCUACAGCUCCGCGAUCGACGCGGCCGCCAACUCCUCCCAGCCCACUGUGGUCAUCGGCGAUGGGAUCGAGGCCCCGAAUGGCCUCGCCGUUGACUGGAUCCACGGCAACAUCUACUGGACCGACAGUUCUUUGCGACACAUCUCCGUGGCGACAACAGACGGCCACAAGAGAAAGACACUGAUCGCCGACAAUCUUCAGAAGCCGAGAGCCAUCACGGUGGAUCCUGUGAACAACUUCAUGUACUGGACUGACUGCGGCGAGGAGGCAAAGAUAGAAAAGAGCGGCUUGAACGGAGCCGACCGCGUUGCCUUGGUAACGGACAACAUUGCGUGGCCUAAUGGAAUCACCCUUGACCUUGUCAACCAGCGCCUCUACUGGGUGGAUUCCAAGAUACACACCCUGUCCAGUGUGGACGUGAACGGUGGGACCAGACAUGCUCUCAUUCUCAGCGAAGAAAAGCUCUCGCAUCCCCUCUCUCUGGCGGUCUUUGAGGAUAAAGUAUUUUGGACGGACACGGGCAACAAUGCUGUUUUCAGUGCCAACCGAGCGACGGGAGAGGACAUUACGGUGCUGGCCGCUGACCUGUACCAGCCAGAGGAUAUCGUGCUCUACCAUAACCUCAAGCAACCAAGCGGUUACAACUGGUGCACAGAGGGGAACAGUAUAAACGGAGGGUGUGAGUUCCUCUGCCUUCCUGCUCCUGUCAUCAACCAGCGCUCGCCCAAAUACACCUGCGCAUGCCCCGAUCACAUGAGCAUGGCACCCGAUAUGAGGAAAUGUGUGGCGGGUUCAGUAACACCUCCAACCAUAAUCAACAAGAGUGAGCCAGACCACCGGGCCGUUAUAACAACAACCUCAACCUCAACAACAAUGACGACAGCCAAAGCUGCCGAAACAACCAUGACUACCUCGCCCAUCCGCCCCAGGAAACCCGACAUCUCCCCUGCAGCCCGGCCUUCUACUCCAGCUCAAGUCAACAGACACGCAGAUGUGCCUGCAGAGGCGCAGUCGUCUCACACCGCCGCUCUCUACAUCGCGAUUCCAAUCGUGGUCAUGAUCAUGUUGCUGUUUGGAGCGGUGUUAUUAUGGAGACACUGGCGACUGAGGAACACCAACACCAUGCACUUUAUCAACCCCGUUUACCAGAAGACCACAGAGGACGAGAUGCAAAUCCGCAGGAACUCUGAAGGCUAUGUCCAUCUUCAGCGGCAAAUGCUGAGUACGGAGGACAUUGACGUUGCAUGAUCCCAACAUGUCAAAGACAUUCGCUUUGAUGGUCGGUCGGUUGCUGAUUUUCCAGCAUGAAAAUGAAGCCAUUUUUGUUUUUCUAGAAUUAUUUUAUCAUUGCUGUCACUUCGUUUGUGACCUCGGCGCAAUCCAAAGAAGCACUAGACAUUACAUGAAUGAAGAUGGAGGAUUGGGUGGGGCAUACCUGCCUGCAGUAUGCCACCAAGUCAAACCCUCAACAUGUCAUCAGAAUCAAGAAUUUCAGAAGACAAAGCUCUUUCUUGCACAUCUUUUUUUUUGUGCAUGUCUGAAUGUAAAGGAGGGAAAAAAAGCCUUUUGCAACUUUUCCAUAACAUAUUUAUUCCUGACUGCUGCCUUGUGCUACUGUAAACCGCCCAAUGAAUUUUCCAACGCAUGAUUAUGUCCAUGUUGGGUCCAACAAGAUGCAAUGUGUGUCAACUCACUGCUGGAGAAGAGGCACGCAUUGGACAAUGAGGCGGAUACACAGAAAAUCACUGCCAUAAUGCAGUGCAAAAAGAGGUCAACCAGAAACGGCAAACAAAGUGCACACCGGCAUGUCAUUCUACAAUAUUUAUAAAACGUGUACUUAAGCAAGCUUUGUCGCACACCUGGCCUGCUCGUGGACAAGCAGGCAGGCACACGUGUGCAGUGAACAUUUCAUCUUCGAGGACUGGUUUACAGUUUGUGAUGGGCCAUGGCAUGCAGCUGACAUUAAAAACCAAUGCCGUGCCGAGUAUUUUUAACGAGAAGGCGAAAUGGGAGCUGAACUGGCCGAGGAAAGAUUUGCGCGACUUCUCUAAACCUUCGCGAUCUGUGGCAAUGCAGGUGACGCUUGCGGGGCUGAACAAAAUGCCAACGGGGUCCACGCUCGUAAAUUAACCCAUUGAGGCACUUGAUUAUGCAUGCAAGGUCGGACAUGUUAGUUCCAGGAUUGUCCACGUGUUUGUAGCUCACAAAUGAGCACCAUUUCUGGUACACCUCCUGUUCCACUCAUUCUCCAAAGUGUAGACCAUCGUGCGUUGAAU